UCAAAGUCCCGCGGCCGGGGAUGCAAGAGGCAAGAGGACCAGCGUUUCAAAGGCAACGAAGUUGGACAAAGCUCUGCACUGAUCCCAGGCUACCCUGCUCUCUCCAUUUAAGUUUUGCCUCAGAAAAGGAAACGUAACCAAGCCAAAUGAACAACUUAGAAACACUGAAGUCCCAAGGACUUCAUAGUGAUGAUGUCCUUGGGACAAUUGGGCCUUUUAAAAUCUAUUUGGGCAGUUUGGAGGCCCUUUUAGGCCCUUUCGAAAUUCCAGAUGAGGUAAUGAAUGCCUUAUUUCUCAUCAUGAGCAGGAGCCAGCCUGGGACAGAGGCUAUUAAUAGUCAGGCUAUGGGCCUGAUUUUGGAGGGCAGCUCCAGGGCCAGGAGUACUUAUUUCUUAAAAAAAAACAUUCUUAAAGAAGCCAGUGCCGUCUUCGGGCCCUACUUGGUGGGAGAGUGCCACUGGACCCUCUUUCAUUGCAACUUGAAAGAGGGAACUAUAACUUACAUUGAUUCCUUGGGGGAGCAACCACAGCGUUGCUUCCAAAUAAUAGAAAAUUGGAGCUUAUUUGCUGCUAGCAGAGGCUGCCAAGGGCCCUGGAAGCUGAUACAGAGGGACCAUGACUUGCAAAACGACUCUGUGUCAUGUGGAAUGUUUGCAAUAAUGUUUGCAGAAAUGGUCCUCCAGGGACAAGAAGGUCACCUCCAAUGCCUCCCCAUUGCUCAAGAGCGGGAGAGACUUGGGACUUUGUUGAUUAACUCCCUUGAUACGAAGACUCUAAGGAGAAAAAAGGGAAAAAUUGCCAAGCCUAAAAAUACAGAUAAACCUGUUGGAGAGCACCCAUGUGCAGUAGAUGGUGACCCUGCACAGGAAUCUGAGUCUACAGAGUGUAAACAAGUAGAUGGUGACCCUGCACAGGAAUCUGAGUCUACAGAGUGUAAACAAGUAGAUGGUGACCCUGCACAGGAAUCUGAGUCUACAGAGUGUAAACAAGUAGAUGGUGACCCUGCACAGGAAUCUGAGUCUACAGAGUGUGAACAAACAUUAUUUGAAGUGGAGAGUGUUCUCCGAUUACCUGACGGGACCAAGGCCAAAAGAUAUAAAGUGACUAGGGAGGAACUGGUUAGAAGGUGUGGGCCACCAGAGGGCUUUUCACCCAAUGCUCUGGUGGCCUACUUAAGGAAAGGCAAGAGCCAGAAAGAGGCGCUCAUGGCCAAGUUGCACGACUCACAGGUGGAGCCAGGACCACGAAUCAGGCUGUCAACAAGUGUCAGCAAGUUGUGUGAAGAAGAAUGUCUGGCCCUUGCAGAGGAUUUAAAUUACAUGGGUUUUAAAUACCUACCAAUUCAAAAAAUUGGCCAGGCUUGCCUGGAGGAGGACCAUCUUGAGGCCAUCGUCAAGGCCCAACACUGCAGGCAGACACUAACAAGGAUAAAGACAGCGAUGGAGGCCAACUGGUCCGAUUACAAUCUUGCUACGCAUGGCCUUGGGCCAGAAAUUUUGAAGGGUGCGUUUUCUUUAAUUGAUGCGUGCCUGGUCGAGGCAGAGAACCUCCACUGCUUCCAGAAGUAAAUAAAACAUCUCAAUUUUAAAGUGGUAUCAGCAUUUAUGGGUAGCCUUGACAAAGGAAUAGCCUCAGAUUGUUUACUGAAUAAACCACUUUGCACAAUAUAGAUGUGAUUUAACCCAUGUGUUGAAAAAUCAGUUUUUGACCCGAUUUCAAUUUUUGUUUCAUAUCAGAAAAUAUGGGAUGUCAAAAAUAAGUGCUGUAAAUGUGUAAAAUAAAAAAUUUACAAUUUAAAAUGUUGGAAAAAACAAAAACAAA
Molecule: messenger RNA, 1821 nt
Organism: Misgurnus anguillicaudatus (oriental weatherfish)
Lineage: Eukaryota; Metazoa; Chordata; Actinopteri; Cypriniformes; Cobitidae
Source: RefSeq, a predicted model, not a curated record